CCACGUGUCUUUCGUCUUGUUAAAUCCUCUCCGAAUUUGCAGCAGCUUCAACAUUUUGUGUCCAAAUUUGAUUCUGAUGAGGAAAUAUAAAUCCAUUUUCAAGGUAAUUUGAUGGACUGAGCAGUGAACAAACUGUAUGAAUUUGAGAAUCGAAGCUUUCUUCUUCCUUCCGAUUCCACAUGGCACUCCCUUCUCCAUCGGAGCGCUUCCAAUGAGCUAAGAUGGUUCAGAAAUCCAUAGACUCCAAAUUCAGUGAAUAUGGACAUGGAAAUUCUGGGAAGGACGUGCCUUCUCAGGAAAAGCAAAUGCAGAUUUCUGCAAAGAAGACAGCAUUAAGGGACUUGCAAAAUGAUAAUAGGGUCACAGCUUCCCAUUGUACUGGAAGCUCUCCUCUUUUGAAGGAAAGAGGUCCGAGUAGUGACUUCAUUAAAGUUUCUGGUAACAACCCAGCAACUCCGUCUCAUCUCCAUUCUUCGACUUCUAAUGCUUCAAAUGGGCAUCUUGUUUACGUCCGUAGAAAGUCCGAGGUAGAUAUUGGGAAGAAUAGUCCUUGUGAUAGUACCAACAUGAAAGGUGAUUAUCCAAAUCUAAGUAAACUCGGUCAACUAGCUGAAACCGCGCAUCUCAAAUCCCAGGUUAAGGAGCUACAGAAUCAUUGCUUUCCAGCAUUUGCUCCUUUUCCAAUGGUGUCUCCCAUGAAUGCAUCUGGAAAACCUUCAGUUCCUCAUCACGUUGGAAAAUAUGGCAUUAAUUUCGCCACAGCAGAAUCGAACUUCCAUCCUGCACCUUCUACUGUCCCUUCAGGAUGGAAAAAUUUGCAGUGGGAAGACAGAUAUCAUCAGUUGCAAUUGUUAUUGCAUAAAUUGGACCAAUCAGAUCAACAAGAUUAUCUUCAGGUGCUUCGAUCGCUUUCAUCGGUUGAACUUAGCAGACAUGCAGUCGAAUUGGAAAGGAGAUCCAUUCAGCUCUCGCUUGAAGAAGCAAAAGAGCUGCAGCGAGUUGGGGUUUUGAAUGUGCUGGAAAAUCCUGUAAAGAGUAUCAAAACGCCGUUGACUCAUCACGACGGUUCAGAGACGUAAGAGUAUGUGCAGCAUACUGUUGUUCUUCACGUCGGUUGGACGAUGAAAACGUGCUGGAUUGCAGUUGAAUCGAGUUUGUUCUGAAUUCACAAUUCUCGGUCGCCAACAACCGGAAGCUUGCUGGUUUCUUGUAAUAUUCUGCCAACUAUUUCAUUAACGAUAUUUCUCAUUUGUUUUGCAAAGGUUGUAACAAAAGAUUGCAACUGCAUGCCUUGACUGACUGUUACCAGGAACAAGAAUGGAAACAAAAUCCCCUACUGGUCACAUCCUCC
Molecule: messenger RNA, 1351 nt
Organism: Cucurbita pepo subsp. pepo (vegetable marrow)
Lineage: Eukaryota; Viridiplantae; Streptophyta; Magnoliopsida; Cucurbitales; Cucurbitaceae
Biological process (GO): regulation of DNA-templated transcription
Cellular component (GO): DRM complex
Source: RefSeq, a predicted model, not a curated record